Vicia villosa (hairy vetch) is the source of this 2505-nucleotide messenger RNA. Its product is annotated as protein REDUCED WALL ACETYLATION 2. Gene Ontology annotation, cellular component: Golgi apparatus. The coding region runs from base 374 to 2017 and encodes 547 amino acids. The transcript is spliced from 16 exons. Gene Ontology annotation, biological process: xyloglucan metabolic process; xylan biosynthetic process; plant-type secondary cell wall biogenesis. Gene Ontology annotation, molecular function: acetyltransferase activity. Lineage: Eukaryota; Viridiplantae; Streptophyta; Magnoliopsida; Fabales; Fabaceae. The record is from RefSeq and is a predicted model, not a curated record.
AUGCAUUCUGCUAAUACUCAUACAUUAGUGGAACUCUACCCCCUGCUUCAUUAUCAGAUCACAUCUUAAAAACUUGAAUUCAAAUUACACAAAUAAAAAACGCGUGUAAUCGGUUGCAUCGCACUUACAAACUAGACAUUCCAAAUACAGCAAGUCAAAAUCAUCUUCAAUUUCUACACCGAUAAUAAUAACAAUUAAUUAACAACACUUACUAUUGCAGCGAGUGUGUUCGUUCUACUUGCAUUACAUUCACAUUCACAUUCGCAUUAUCGUUUUCGCAAAUCUAGGGUUCGCAUUUCUUCAUCCUCAGAUCUAGUAGAUCCCUUUCGAAUUGCUAUUUUCUUCGAAUGCCGCUUCUGUGAUAUUUGCGAAAAUGCAUAUUGUCGCUCCUUUUACUCCCGGUCAGGUUUCGUUCUUGCUCGGGAUCAUUCCGGUUAUUAUAGCAUGGAUUUAUUCCGAGAUAUUGGAGUAUCGGAAAAAUUCUUUGAUGAAAUCUAGGCACUCCGAGAUAAACUUAGCUGAAUUGAGUAGUGAUGUUGUUAAAGAUGAAGACAGAGCAGUUUUAUUGGAAGCAGGAUCUCAACAACCAGUAUCCCCUACUCCGAAAGCUCGAAGCUUAUCUACCUCACCAUCAAUUAUCCGAUUCCUCUUGAUGGAUGAACAUUUCCUUAUUGAAAACCGUUUGACACUUAGAGCCAUGUCUGAAUUUGGUCUUCUUUUGGCUUACUACUAUUUGUGCGAUCGCACGGAUUUCUUUAACUCAUCAAAAAAGAGUUACAAUAGGGAUCUAUUCAUCUUCCUUUAUUUUCUCCUCAUCAUAGUUUCAGCAAUAACUUCAUUUACAAUACAUCACGACAAGUCACCAUUUUCUGGGAAACCCAUACUUUACUUAAAUAGGCAUCAGACUGAAGAGUGGAAAGGCUGGAUGCAGGUAUUGUUUUUGAUGUACCAUUAUUUUGCUGCAACUGAAAUCUACAAUGCAAUCCGUUUGUUCAUUGCUGCAUAUGUUUGGAUGACUGGGUUUGGAAACUUCUCAUAUUAUUAUGUUCGUAAAGAUUUUAGCAUGGCUAGAUUUGCUCAGAUGAUGUGGAGGCUUAAUUUCUUGGUAUUGUUCUGUUGUGUUGUACUUAACAACAGUUACAUGUUAUACUACAUCUGCCCUAUGCACACUCUUUUCACUCUUAUGGUUUAUGGGGCACUCGGUAUUCUCCACAAGUACAAUGAGAUUGGGUUAGUCAUUGCUGCAAAAUUUUUUGCUUGCUUCUUGAUUGUUAUCUUAGUAUGGGAGAUACCCGGAGUCUUUGAAUGGGUUUGGAGUCCGUUUACUUUCAUGCUCGGUUAUACUGAUCCUGAUCCAUCUAAAUCACAAUUUCCCCGCUUGCAUGAAUGGCAUUUUCGCUCAGGGCUUGAUCGCUAUAUAUGGAUAAUUGGAAUGAUAUAUGCUUACUAUCAUCCAACUGUUGAACGAUGGAUGGAGAAAUUGGAGGAAACUGAAAUCAAACGCAGAAUAUCAAUCAAAGCUGCUGUCGUGCUAAUAUCUUUAGUGAUGGGUUAUUUUUGGUUUGAGCAUAUAUACAAGCUUGACAAGGUCACUUACAACAAAUACCAUCCUUAUACCUCUUGGAUUCCCAUAACAGUUUACAUAUGCUUGCGCAAUGUUACACAAAGUUUUCGUAGCUUUUCGCUGACUCUUUUUGCAUGGCUUGGAAAGGUUACACUGGAGACUUACAUCUCCCAGAUUCAUAUCUGGUUAAGAUCAGGCAUUCCAGAUGGUCAACCCAAGUUAUUGCUUUCCCUGAUCCCAGACUACCCAAUGUUGAACUUCCUGCUUACUACUUCCAUAUAUGUUGCAAUUUCCUAUAGGCUCUUUCAGCUGACCAAUACACUGAAAAAUGCAUUUGUGCCUAGCAAAGAUGACAAGCGUCUGCUACACAACAUAAUUACAGGGACAACAAUCUCUGUUGUUUUAUAUUCAUUAUCCUUUGCCUUCCUUACGAUACCCCAAGUCUUGGUUUGAGUAUUUAAACAUGUAUAGUAUAUGUUGCGCAAGUUUCCAUGAACACUGAAAAAAGCUGUGCAACGGCUGCGGUUGGGUUGUCAAGUAUUUAGAAAAAGAUGCAAGUCUUCAUACCCAUACUCCCCCAACACCCAAAAAAAAUCUACAAAAUGAAGAAGGAACCCUUUCUUUCUAAUAGGUGUUAGUUGCUGCAAUUUUAGAAAAUUGUAUAAAAAAUGGGUGAGAAGAGGGCGAUGGAUGGUAUGUCUUUUGUUAGUUAUGCAACAUCAUUCUUUUUGCUAGUGUUGUAAAAUAAUGUCUCUAAUACCAUUUGCCAUUAUGUCAAGUCUUUGAUUGGUAGUUAUGAGGGAAAGAGUUGGAGGAAGGGAAGAUAUAAGAAUCCCUCACUUUCUCUGGGAGUGUUCUUGAAGGGGUUAAAUUAGAAUACUUAGUAAAUUUUUGUUCAGUUUAUCACGAAAAGAAUUAAUGAAUUUGAAAUUUUAUUCAAA